This is a messenger RNA of Pieris brassicae (large cabbage white), 2087 nucleotides long. RefSeq names its product lymphokine-activated killer T-cell-originated protein kinase homolog. The transcript is spliced from 5 exons. Bases 90 to 1037 code for a protein of 315 amino acids. Lineage: Eukaryota; Metazoa; Arthropoda; Insecta; Lepidoptera; Pieridae. Gene Ontology annotation, molecular function: protein kinase activity; ATP binding. The record is from RefSeq and is a predicted model, not a curated record. Gene Ontology annotation, biological process: protein phosphorylation.
UUAAAAAUAGUAACUUGUAACGGUAUUUCUGCCAACAAAAACAAACAUUUUUAAAUCGGGUGCAUAAAUUUCAUUAAAACACAAUUAUAAUGGCGGAAUUCAAGACUCCAGUUAAGAAAUCAAUGUCGCUGGUUGGAAGCGAUAAACGUGAAAUUGCAAUUCCACCUUCGCCCUUCUUAAAUCGCCUGGGCUACGGAACUGGUGUUUCUGUAAUGCAGUUAGUUCGGUCACCUAAAGCAGGAGAGAUACGAUCACCAUGGGCUCUAAAAAUGCUGAAUAAACGAGUAAAACCAAAUAAAGUGUACACAGAAAGACUCCAAGCUGAAGCUGAGCUUUUACAGAAAAUGUCCCACCCAAAUGUUGUGGGGUUCCGAGCAUUUAGUAAGACCAAGAUUCUUUACCUGGGUAUGGAAGCCUGUGAUUUAUCACUUGGUGAUAUGAUAGAGAAGAAGGCUGAAGAAGGUGCUGACGCUUUUGCACCAAAAUGCAUUUUAAAGGUUGCAGUUGAUAUUGGACGUGCUCUGGACUAUAUUCACACUACAAUAAACAUUUUACAUGGAGAUAUGAAGUCAUACAACAUAUUGGUAAAUGGAGACUUUGUCAUAUGCAAGUUGUGUGAUUUUGGAGUGACAUUACCUCUUGAUGAAAAUGGUAUUUUUGAUAAGGAUAAAGGUGGGAAAGCUGUUUAUUAUGGUACAGAAGCGUGGAGUGCUCCUGAAGUACUGCAUGGAGGUAUUAUUAGCAACAAGACUGAUGUAUGGUCUUUUGGUCUAACAUUAUGGGAGAUGAUGUCCUUGUUGCCACCCCACACCAACAUUGAAGACUUUGAUGAAAGUAUAAGCAGCAUAAAUGACAGUUACAUAGAUAAUGCUUAUGAGAUGUAUGGAACCCGACCAGCGUUACCUGCAGCAAUAUCAGUACCAGAAUACAGCGGACCAGUAGCACUAUUCCAAGCAGCCACUGAAAUAAAGGGUGAAGAUAGACCUUCAGCCGCUGAAUUGUCUGCUGCUGCACAAUCCAUUGCUACUAGUAGCUGAGUAGCUAUGAUUUAACAUGUUUCACUUGUUUAAUAUCUUUGAACAAUAUGUUGGCUCUAUAUACCUUCCAGGCUUAGAUUUUUGAAGCGCUUUAUUCUGCUCAUGACCACUAUGUGGCACUUUAAGCAAAAAUUGUACCAAGUCUUAAAAAGCCUGCAACAGACUUGUGAUCCUUCUGGCAGUGUGAGUGUCCAUGGGCGGUAUCACAUAACAUCAGGUGUGCUUCCUGCCAGUUCAAAAAAAGGUAUAGUAAAACUGAGUUUUUAGAAAUAGGAGUGCAAUCCUAUUAUUGAAUAUUAUAGUUAUUACUAAAAUACUGUAUUUACACUGAUAAUAAAAGACAACAAUGGUUUUGAAUAAGUGGAGUUGUAUGUAUGAAAGUAUUAAAACAUUAUUUUUAAAACACUUAUAUUUAAGUAACAUAAAUAAAAAUUUAACAACCUUAUAAUUAGGUAUAGUUUAUGAUACAGAGAUUAUUUUAAAUGAGAUAAAAUGUUUUUGAGCGUGAGAUUAUACAUCGAGAUUCCUUUACAACAGAACGGCUGACUAGUAUUUACAAUAAAUGUAUUUUUAUGUUAUAUUGUGAAAUGUAUGACAAAAUAUAUUUUAGCAUCUACUGUGAGGUAUACUUAAGGCAAAUGGAUCUAUCGUGAUAUGAUUUUAAACAUAGUAAAAACCUUGAUUGGUUAAUUGUUUUGUCACCUUGUUUUUUAAAGUUAUACAACAUCUUUUUGAGACUUAUAAAAUGUUUAUGUAUAAAAGAAAUACAUAAAUUUAAAAGGAACGCUUGCUAUUUCUUAAAUAAUGACAAGGAUGCUAAUUCUUAUGUACUUAACUGGUAGUAUACAGCAUUCUGUAGUUAAAAUUCCGACACAUGUAAAUUAUUCAAUGCUUUUACAUCAGAAUUAGUUUGAUCCACUAAUCGGUUACUGGUGACGUGACCAAGCAUUUACAUAUAAAUAUAUGCUAUUUGACACCACUGUUUAUGUUAACAAUAGAUUUUUACAGACGUAAAAUGGACAGUAUAUCUUAGGAACAUUUUCCCUGUCU